Cimex lectularius (bed bug) is the source of this 2409-nucleotide messenger RNA. Its product is annotated as zinc transporter 2-like. The transcript has 14 exons. NCBI's taxonomy places the organism in Eukaryota, Metazoa, Arthropoda, Insecta, Hemiptera, Cimicidae. Gene Ontology annotation, biological process: response to zinc ion; zinc ion transmembrane transport. The record is from RefSeq and is a predicted model, not a curated record. The coding region runs from base 490 to 2166 and encodes 558 amino acids. Gene Ontology annotation, molecular function: zinc ion transmembrane transporter activity. Gene Ontology annotation, cellular component: plasma membrane.
UUGAUUCGUAGUCGGACGUUUCCAAUUUUGCAAUAAUCAAUUUUUCGGAUAGCCUCGGUCUCCUUGGACGUUUUCAUCUGUUCGUGCCGACGAUAUCUGAGAUUCUAGUAUUUUGUCACCCAUGUGUAUAAAUUUUAUUCUAAAGUUUCUUCAUUAAAUGAGUUCAAUCGUUAAACCGGAAUUUCUAGCCCUUCGCUAUUCAAAUAUUCAGUAACAACUAUGAUUUCCAGUUGGCUGCGCCCGUCUCACAAGGUGUCAGUCUGAGAAGUCGAGGCGCUUCAACGUUCUUUAUGAAAAAGGCAGACAAGGAGAGAAAAAAGAAAAAAGCCGACUCUGUUUCCUCACUCACCCCGGUUCCUAAGUAGAAAAAUCGUUCCGUUCCGUCUUCUAAUUGGCAGUGGUUGGUUUUAGCAAUUCGAAACAUGUCAUAGCACACGAGUGGCGUUGAUUUUUUGAUCUCGUGCCGGUUCGAUUCGUCCAAAGCAAGCUAUGGAUAAGGAAAAUGAGGUCCGAAAGAUCCCAGAGCCCAUAUCGACGCACCCGAGCCACGUGCUCAUCCCAGAGCCCAUAAUCUGGUACACGAAAGACGGGAAAACUUCUCACACCACGACACACGAAGUCAUAUCCCAGCAAUAUCUGAGUUUGUCGGGCUCAAAUACGGAAUACGGAUCACUGACAGCAAUGACCUCCAAUCAACCAGGUACGUCUAAGGUUAUAUAUUGCGUCCAUGGAAAGCCAGGAGGAUGUUGUGCCACUAUUGUUAACACUGACGGAAGUACGGCUGGAAGUGGUGAAAUUAAAAUCGCUGACGAACAUUGUCACCAUGACCGGGGCGAUCUCGUCGACAGGAGAGCAAGACGGAAGCUCAUCAUCGCCAGUGUCCUUUGUGUCUUCUUUAUGAUCGCAGAAGUGAUCGGAGGCAUUUUGUCUCAUUCACUAGCGAUCGCGACAGAUGCAGCUCACCUCUUGACGGACUUUGCCGGGUUUAUGAUCUCUUUAUUCUCUUUGUGGAUGUCAACAAGGAAGCCGACUCGUCUCAUGCCUUUCGGCUGGCACAGGGCAGAGGUUAUUGGAGCCCUCACAUCUGUCUUAACUAUUUGGAUUGUAACUGGUAUUCUAGUCUAUAUGGCCAUUGAGAGAAUUGUGCUGGGAAAUUAUGAAAUCGACGCUUUUGUUAUGUUAGUUACCUCAGCUGUAGGAGUAGUUGUUAAUUUAGUUAUGGGCAUGACACUACAUCAGCAUUCUCACUCCCAUGGUGGCCACCACCAUAAUCAACUUGAGUCUGAACUUCCACUAAAAAAAAAUAAGAAAAAUAUAAAUGUCAGGGCAGCAUUCAUUCAUGUCCUUGGUGAUCUCAUCCAAAGUGUUGGAGUUUUAAUUGCAGCUAUUGUUAUUUAUUAUAGGAAUGACUGGAAAAUAGUUGACCCAAUCUGCACAUUCCUUUUUUCAUUUCUUGUGCUGAUGACCACAUUCUCCAUAAUCAAAGAUGCUCUUAUUGUCCUUAUGGAAGGUAUGCCAAGAGAUGUCGACUUCAAUGAUGUUCUUAACACUUUCUUGGAUAUUGAAGGUGUAGUUGCCGUGCACAACCUUAGGAUUUGGGCCCUCAGUCUUGACAAAGCUGCACUUGCUGCUCAUUUGGCAAUCAAACCAGGUGCAACUCCGCAGGACAUUCUUAAAACUGCAUCACAGAGGAUUCAUCAGAAGUACAACUUUUUUGAAAUGACCCUGCAGAUUGAAAAUUUUUCCCAAAAGAUGGAGGAAUGUGUACAGUGCCAGGACAGUUCCAGGCUAUUGACUUUGCCUGAUGAUAGUCCGAGAAAGCAGUCCAAACUAAGCCGUUUGAAAGAGACUUUACAGGAGAUUUCCGGUUUAACACGUAGUUCAGGUGCCAAAGCAUCGAUUAAAAGUACAGACACAAGAGGCUCUAGUAAACAGAAGCGUAAGAAAUCAUCUCAUAAACAAACAGCAAAUUUAAAAGAUUCGGAAGGUAGUUCAAGUGCAGCUGGUAAAGCAAAGCAGGAGAAAAAUGCUGAUCGUUCAUCGAGUAUAGCAGGACUCAGUCGAGAUAGCCAGCCAAGAGGUAAAAGCACACCAAAGGAACGUUCUACGGACAGAGAAGAGAUUAGAAAACAUGGAAAGACUAAUCCUAAAAAGAAGGGAUUUUAGUCCAUUUUAAUGCCACUUCUUUUGCCUAAAUAAAAGACAAAUUGGAAGCUGAUGGCUUAUACAUUCCCAACUCCAAACACCUAUUAAACAAACAAGAAAUUCGAGGGAAUGUCCAGAUUGUUAAUACGAUUUUUGAAUACAAAGAAGAUUAUUUAUUAUUCUGUUAUACAUUGGUUCUAAAAGCAGAUAUAAUCACACGAAUUCAACAGAUUCAAAAAUACAGCAAUACAUUUUUAAUAUGAA